Solanum dulcamara is the source of this 1102-nucleotide messenger RNA. Its product is annotated as zinc finger A20 and AN1 domain-containing stress-associated protein 4-like. Lineage: Eukaryota; Viridiplantae; Streptophyta; Magnoliopsida; Solanales; Solanaceae. The coding region runs from base 366 to 920 and encodes 184 amino acids. Gene Ontology annotation, molecular function: zinc ion binding; DNA binding. The transcript has a single exon. The record is from RefSeq and is a predicted model, not a curated record.
UCAUUUAAUUUCCAACCCCACCAACCAAAAAAGUCCUCUAAAUUCCAUUAUUUCUUACCAUCAAUUUUCUUUUUCCAGAGCCAUAAUUUUCUCCUCUCUCUUUGCUUUGCUUACUCAUGUACACACAUUUUCAACUUUGACAUCUUUUAACGUUUGGUUCAUAUUUUUGAUUUGGUUUCUUGAUUUAUUUAUAAGCACUUUUUUGUUCAAUUAUAUUGUUGUUUACGGGUAUAAGGUACGUAGAGAAAUCUUGUUUUUGGAAAUUGAGCGAUUGAUUUGAAUAAAUUGAUCGCUCAUAUAUAUAUAUAUAUAUAAAUUUGUUGUGUUCUUUUGAAAAGUCGAAGUUUGUUUGAAAGAAAAAAAAAAUGGCGGAGGAACAAAGGAUGCAAGAAGCAGGAGGGCAUAGGUUAUGUGCUAAUAAUUGUGGGUUCUUUGGUAGCACCACAACUUUGAACCUUUGUUCCAAAUGCUAUAAGGAUCAUUGCAUGAAAGAACAACAAUCGCGAACCGCGCAACUAGCUAUGGAAAAGACUCGUCCCCAACAACAACAACAAUCAGAAUCAAUGUCUACGUACAUGCCAUGUACAAAAUCGUUGCCAAUUCUUGAAGUCUCACAAUCACGAGAGAUCAAGAUUGCAACUAGGGUUCCUCAGGUGCAGUCAGAUACUGUAGCUGAGGUUCCUUGGGCGCAAUUGAAUACUGUGGCCGAUCAAGCCCCUCAGGUGCAGUCGAAUCGUUGUACCACGUGUCGGAAACGGGUUGGUUUAACCGGUUUCAAAUGUAGGUGUGGGGUCACAUUUUGUGGUUCACAUAGGUACCCUGAGCAGCAUGGUUGUACCUUUGACUAUAAGUCAAUGGGAAGGGUGGCAAUUGCUAUGGCUAAUCCAUUGGUUAAGGCUGAAAAGCUUCACAAAAUUUGACUAAUUAAUUAAGGAGAAUUAAUUUGAACCAUUAAUUGGUUGAUCAAACGGCCAAGAUUGUUGCUAACCACUAGUUGGUGGAUGGACUUUGAUUAUAUAUUUUCCUAUUGCACAUUCUGUGAAAGUAGUUGUUUCAUUAAUUAAUAAUGUAAGUUAGGAUAUAUUUUAUUGUUUUCUUUUAA